AACAUUGCCACCUUGCCUACAGAGCAUGCCCUGGUGCUCACCUUCUAAGCUCUGGGACCUAGGUAUCUCAGUCUCUACACUCUGUUCCCCAAAACCUAACUAAGAAAGCGGGAGAACCAGAUGGGGCAUUACGCAAGGUUUGCUGUUUACCUCUUGCAUGGGGCCUCCUCCCUCCCUAUAAAACCUGACGUGGUGAGGAGACGCGCUGAGUCUGAUCUGGGUAAGCGAGGCAGCCCGGGAGAGGGGUAGAGAGGAGGUGCGAAGUGAAUGAGGGAGGCGCAGCGAGGGGCUUCGAGUCAGCACGCAGCGGGGGUGGUUCACCACCUGCGCCCGCGGGGGCGGCUGCUACGGUCGCGGUCGCGGGCCAGGGUGCGUCCGGACCCCGGCUUUCCAUGGAGGCUCCCGAGCUGGGCCCGGGGUUGGUGGAGCGUAUGGAGCAGUUGGCGACGUGUCCGUUGUGCGGGGGCCCCUUCGAGGACCCAGUGCUGCUGGCGUGCGAGCACAGCUUCUGUCGUGCGUGCUUGGCGCGCUGCUGGGGGACCCCGGCGGCGCCGGGCUCGGAGGCGGCACCCCCUUCCUGCCCCUGCUGUGGCCAGCCGUGUCCCAGACGCAGCCUGAGGUCCAACGUGCGUCUGGCAGUGGAGGUGCGCAUCAGCCGUGGACUGCGUGAGAAACUGGCAGAACCGGGGGCCCGGACUGGGAGACGACGCGGGGGCCGCAUCCCCACCAUGGGCUGCCUGGACCCGCACGGAGAGGAUAUGAGGAAGACGUGGAGGCGAUUUGAGGUCCCAGCACCCAAGUCAUCCAUCUCAGACGAGGACCUUCCUGAAGAUUACCCUGUAGUGAAAAACAUGCUCCACAGACUGACAGCUGACCUGACGCUUGACCCUCGCACUGCACACCGUGGUCUGCUCAUCUCCUCUGACUACCGCGGCGUGAGUCUGGCUCCACCUGGAACGCCAGAGCCCCUGGACAGUCCAGCGCGCUUCGACCAACUCCCAGCCGUGCUGGGUGCGCAAGGCUUCGCUUCAGGCCGCCACUGCUGGGAGGUGGAGACCGUGGAGGGCGCGUCCUUCAGAGACUCUACCUCGGAGGAUGAGGACGCAGGGGAGAGCUGCUAUGCCGUGGGCGCGGCCGGGGAAUCCGUGACGCGCAAGGGCCUCAUCAAGCUGUGCCCAUCCGAGGCUGUAUGGGCCGUGGAGGGCCGCGGCGGCCGCCUAUGGGCGCUCACGGCCCCAGAACCCACUCUGCUAGGCGGCGCCAGGCCGCCGCCGCAGCGCAUUCGUGUGGACUUGGACUGGGAGCGGGGCCGUGUGGCCUUCUAUGACGGCCGCUCAUUGGACUUGCUCUUCGCCUUCCAGGCGCCGGGCCCACUCGGGGAGCGCAUCUUCCCGCUGCUGUGCACUUAUGAUCACCAGGCUCCGCUGCGCAUUGUGCCUGGAGAAGGCUGAGCGUCUGGUCCCCUACCUCUUACCCUAGCCUAUACCGGAUGCCUUGAGGCCACUUCUCUCAGGUGCAGAAAUCCCCACAUAUUUCACUGAUCAUGUCUGUACACCUGUCGCAGCAGGGGUACUAAUAAGCACCCUUUACCAACUUACAUUCUUUUUCCCAAAGCAAGACCUCAAACUGGCUUGUACAUCCGUGCCUUUAAGCCAGUCUGGUCCUGUGUCUCCAUGCCCUAACCCAACCUUUUGAGUUCCCUUUCUGUAUCAUUCCAGGCAGGGAGGGAUAGAGAAAGACUCUGCACCACCAGUCCUGGGAAACAGUCUGCGUUUACCUCUAAUCCCAAAGGGCUCAGGGCUUGAUCCGCAGCAGAAAGGCUGGAGCCUUCUGAGGUCCACUCUGAGGAUUCCCCUCAAGAAAAGUCCUCCUAAAAUAAGAUGCUUAAUUCAUAACCUAAGGCCCUCAGAUCCGAAGCCUAAAAUAUAAAUUUUGGGAUAUAUAUGCAAGCCAGUCUACUCUCUACAUUUAUGACUUUUUUAUGCUCAUAGCCUUUUUCCUUUAUUUAAACACCUUCUUGGAACUUCAUCUUGCACACAAAAGAACCAAUGGUGCUACCCCCCUACUCAACCUGGGAGCAACCCAGGCAUCAGAAACAUCCUUGUAUAGUCUCCCAUUCUCCCCAUGUGUAUAAAUGGGGCUGUAUUUAACACAUUGUGUAAUGUUAGGUUAUUUAUUUUGUGCAUCUGUGGCAAUAAAUGAGAUCUCAGUGGUG
Molecule: messenger RNA, 2215 nt
Organism: Alexandromys fortis (reed vole)
Lineage: Eukaryota; Metazoa; Chordata; Mammalia; Rodentia; Cricetidae
Gene: Rnf39
Product: ring finger protein 39
Exons: 4
Coding region: 393-1451 (352 amino acids)
Biological process (GO): protein ubiquitination
Cellular component (GO): cytoplasm
Molecular function (GO): protein binding; ubiquitin protein ligase activity
Source: RefSeq, a predicted model, not a curated record